Amborella trichopoda is the source of this 997-nucleotide messenger RNA. RefSeq names its product protein RGF1 INDUCIBLE TRANSCRIPTION FACTOR 1. The record is from RefSeq and is a predicted model, not a curated record. Lineage: Eukaryota; Viridiplantae; Streptophyta; Magnoliopsida; Amborellales; Amborellaceae. Gene Ontology annotation, molecular function: zinc ion binding.
UCGUUUUCGGCGUAUUUUUUAUGGAAACAUAAUUUUCGAACCGGAAUUUCAUUUUCCGGUGUAUCAAUUUUUGGAAAUCAGCGGAGACUUUGGGGAAAAUCAGGCGUGCUUACUGUGGUUUCAAAUACUAUACAUCAUGGAUUUAUAUUGCCAGAAGCCGGCCUGGUUAGAGCAAUUGAUGGAGAGCAAGUUCUUCGCAAUUUGUCAUGAACAUAAGGAUCAGAAGAAAAAUGAGAUGAACUUGUUUUGUUUAACUUGUGUUCGAUGCAUAUGCACACACUGUCAGAAGAGCCAUAGCCGCCAUAAAUUUUUGCAGGUCAGGAGAUAUGUAUACAACGAUGUUAUACGCUUGCAAGACAUGCAUAAAUACUUGGAUUGCUAUCAAAUUCAGACUUAUAGAAUAAAUGGUGCAAAAGUAGUUUUCUUGAACGCAAGGCCACAAACGAAGCUGACAAAGGUGCUCCCAAGCAAAUGUCGGAUGUGUGAUAGAGGUUUAAAAGAUGGUUACAAAUACUGCUCGGUUUCAUGCAAGGUUAAAGACGUAGAUGCGAACAAAGGGUCCAAUGCACUAUGCAAGUGGUUACCGUUGCCUGAAUUCAUAUCCUUUCCUGGAAAAGAUGACGGUUCCGAAGGCAAAGAGGAUGUUUCAGGCAUAAGUAGCUGUAGUCAAGAUGAAGAAGAACCAGAAGAAGAGGAGGAGUUAACUGGAUCAAUAGAAGAGGAAGCUUUUGAUGCCAAUCCUCAAUGGCUUCUCCCUGUCUUGAAACCAAAGAGAAAGCUACACAAAAGGAAAGGCAUCCCUAGAAGAUCUCCUGUCUAUUGAGAGCUCAUGGACCCAUCUCUCACAACUUGGUCUCAUUUUGGUUUUUCCACCUUUAUUUGCAAUUAAAUUAAAUUUUAGACGCCUCAGUUUUGUACAGAUAUCAGAUACACAGAUGGGUUGAUUAUUUGUUGGUUGGGGGUUUUCCUUUUAUCGGAUAUUAUUAAAUUGUAAUAA